AUGAGGUUCUUUGCAAGGUGUGCAGCUGACUGCAUGUGGGAGAUCCCUUUGGAAUCGGCAGUGGUCCUCCUGAAGGGACUGGCCGCAUCAGGGGUGCGAGAUGCCGCCCUCUGCCGCCGUGUCUCCCAGAAGCUCCAAGCCCGCUUGCGUCACGGCUCGAGCCUGCGCGCGGGUUUGCUGGGCCGUGCUGCGACGGCCAUGGCGGAUCAAGACUUUCGAGACCUCGAGCUCUUUCGCUGCCUGGUGGAUGCUGCUGCACGUGGGCUUGAAGGCCAAGAGGAAGAGCUGCGAGCAGAAGCCGAGACCUCGGCGCGGGCCGUGCUCCAAGGCGUGGCCUGGCUGCGUCUAGAACUGCCCGAGGCCCAAGCACUGGACAAGACCCUUGGCGAGGUCACGAAGAAGACGCUCUGGGUGCCGCCUUUCGGUGCCGUGGCCUUGAUCUUCGCCGCCGAGUCGAUUCUGGCGGCCAAGGAAGGUACCUUGUGGUGCCGCAAGAACAUCAUAGAUAGGUUGCGCGAGGCCUGUGCCGGUGUCAUGUCGGCCUGUGUCUGCACAGUCCUUGCUGCCCAACUGUUCGGUGACAACCCGACGGCGUUGCGCACAGUCGUCAUGUUCUGGGCCGGCUUCUCGAUGAUCUUGAACCCGAAAGCCGGCUUCUUUCCGCCGGCUGGGGCCCUUUGUGCCUUGUACGUGGAGAAGGCCCUCACAAACGGGGCACUGCCUGGUUUUGAAUAUGCUCUGUUUCCGUGCUCUACCGGUGUCGCACUUCUGCUUUUUCUGACACGGACGACCACCUUCCUGAUCUCGCGCCCAAUCUGGGCACUGCGUGCGUCAAGGCGCAACCAAGCCCAGGAGCACAAAACUGUGCCGGGACCUUGGCGCGAAAACAUCAUCGCGCAUCUAACUUCGGAAGUGCCUUCGCAGAGCUCAAGCACUUCAGUGCCUUGUUGCGAUGGCUCGAGUCCCGGGGAUUUUUGGCCGGGCUUCGGAGAUGAAGGGUCGGCGGAAGCCAUGAUCCCCGCCCGCAGCUCACUGCGGCACGGGGACGGCGCAGACUUGAAGAAUGGGCUCAGGAAGACUGCGGUUGGGCUUGACUUGGGGCGGCGGCUGCUCGUGGUCCUCAAGAGCACGUCCAAGCCCUCGGAGAAGGCCCAGGCCAUCCGGGUCGUGGACCACGGAGAGCAGCAGAAGGAGGCGCUUCGACGACUCUACGAUGCCCAGGUGCUCUUGCAGUCCUACGAGGAUCAGUUGCAUGCCAAAGAUGAGCAGCUCUACAAGAUCCAGGUCUGCGUGAAGAAGGCGAUCCGCGAGUCGAGCGCCGACUACCUGCGGGAGCCGGACUUGAUCGAGUCCUUGGGUUUCAGCGAGGAGGAGCUCCAUGCCGAGGGCAUCGCCACAGAGCAGAAGCCCACGGGGAAGAUGGCCCGCUUCGAGGCCAUGCUCGACCAAAGCUUCGAGAACCAGAAGUGGGAGGAGAAGCAGGACAGGGAGAGGAGGGCCAAGGACCGCCAGGCGGAUGGUAGCAGCCUCCCUGUGCUCGACCCACAAAGUGACAUGCAGUGGUUCAAGGUGCCUUACUGGAUCAAGGCUGAUGAGGAGACAAGGGAAAUGGUCCAGAAGAUCAAGCAGCAUUUCAUGGACGAGAUGAACGCCAAGGGCCACUUCGAUCACAACGCGUUUCUUGAGCACCUUUGGCAGUGUGGCUUCCAAGUUGCCCAACAUUGGGCGGGAUCGCCGAACGAGGAGCUGGUGAAACAAGUGGAGGCCGCCGAGAAAAAAGCCCGGAGCGUACAGCGUGAAGCACUGCAGGAAACCUCCAUGCUUCGUCAGCACAUCAAGCGCGUGGAGCGCAAGUACAAGGAGCUCCAGAGCAACGCUGCCAAAAUGCAGAAGGCCAUGUCCACCAUGGCCUCGCAGCUCAAAGAGGCUCGCGACACUGCGGCAAUGUUCGGGGUGGAGCUGCCGUCCUCCCCCAGCGAUACGUCCAACCGCCGGCCGUCCGAGGUGACUUCAGCCUGGGCUCAAAGGGUUGUAGAAAUGGCCGUGGCUGCCAAUGGGCUGCGGCUGCUGCAGGCUGUAAGCCUCAAGCAAAGAGACAUCCCGGAAGGUUUCGAGUGGUGGUACAGCGACACAGUCUCAUAUCGAGGCCCGAGGCGAAACCUGCCUCCGGAGCCUUCGCCCGGCCAAGAAGGCUCUGAGUGGCAGUGCCACGACCCAGCCUAUGCAGGUCUAACGCGACAGGUGACUCCCGAUCCCGAGCCUUCGCAGCCCAGGCGGUCUCGAGCCUCCGUCAGGGACAGGGACCCGCCAUCCGACAGCGAUGAUGAUCCACCCCAGAACAUCAUCGACCAGCCGCCGGAGUACCCCCGGGGACGGUCGCCGCGGUCUCAGGCAUCACCUCAGAGCAAGGAGUCCUUCCUUCACGGCACCGGCGCUGGUGCCAGCUACGCGCCUCUGCUUCCCGAGGACUUGGGGAUGCCUCCCGGAGGAUGCCGCUCUCAGGAAGAGGCCGAGAGGGAGAGGGCCGAGAGGUACAAGGACCUCGACAUCGACGAGCUGGAAUUGCUGCGCGGCAACUUGCAGGCAAACGUCUCCGAGGACCUCCUGGUGCGCUUCCUCCGUGGCUGUGCCGAGGAGUUACCGGCAGCGCAGGGGCAACUGGCUCCCGUGCAGCCCGGAGAAGCUCCAGGAGAGGCGAAGAGCACGCCGGGUCUGCCAGCGACGUCGCUGCCGUGUCUGGGGCCAGGCCUUCCGAAAUCCGGACUUCCGGAGGAGUCCUACAGAGGCCAGGAUCCUUACGCGACAUGGCAGUACCCGCGCUGCUCGUAUAUGCCCUCUACGCUUUGGGCCGGCACCGUCACGGCUUAUCGUCGACCGGAGGAAGCGACAGAACCGGAAUUUGCGCAGGGGGCGGUGCCGGUUCCCGAAGAAGCUGAAGCAAAGCAGCAGCCGGAACUCCCGCCGUCUCCUGCAUCUCCUUCGGCAUCACUGGAGCGGGUGCACAGCGACAUGACGGCCUUAACAGAGGCGCUGCAAGCCCGGCAGCGCAGGUGCCAGUUCACGUCGUCGCGAUCAGCAGCUGUGUCCCUGAAGUUCACAGAGUUCACGGCACCUACGACGGCGGCGUGGGUGCAAAAGCCGUGGUCGAAGGCACCAUCGCCAUCGCCGAAUCGCCUCCAGAUCACGGUCUCUCAUGCCAUCGGCAACACGACAGAGGCCUUUCUGAGCUGCGAGGUGGCAGGGCAGCGGCGCCAGGUAUCGUUGGAUCAGUUGUUGGAGGUCGGGCCGGCCCAGGCGGCCCAGGCUCUCCGCUUGCCGGCCGUGACCACCUCGAUGGAGCUGACGCUCCUCUCGCGUCUGGGCCAUGCGGCGCUGGUCCUGCAUCCGGGUGUGGCGGGCUACUCCCUGGAGCUGGAGACUCCGUCCCCAUCGAAGCGCCGACGCCUCGACUUGCAGGUUACCCCGGUGUCCGGUCUAUACGACCCCGCCGGAGUCGUGGAGCAGCACAAGAGGUAUCUGGAAAAGUUGAUUCAGGCGGCGCUGUCGGCGAGGCCAGCAGAGCCUUUCGAGUUCAUGGCAAGGCAGGUUCGGAACCUGCGGCUCCAGGACCGCGCCCAGGGUGGGUGUGUCGGUCCCUGCGACCUCCGUGUUCUCGGAGCAGAGGGGUUGCCUCCAGAAACUCUGCUCACGGUCCGCUGUGGGCACGGUGAAAGUCGGCAGGCGCAGCUGUCCCAUCUCCUGGAUGGGCGGAAGAGGCUGAAGAUACCCGACGGCCCACUUCUUCAGGUGACUUUUCUCCUUCCCGAGUCGGCCGCCCACCUGCCCACGAGUUUGGGACUGCAGGAGGUCCACUUCCCCAGGCAAGGGGAGAUUCUGGGGCUGCGAGUGAGAGUUGCAGCGGCAGAGGGCGCGAGCCCGCAACUGUCGAGCCGAAUGCAGUCGGCUUCGGCCGAGCAGUAUUUGUGCCAACACAGGCUCCUGCCUUUUGCCCAGGGCCUCUUGCAGCACUUGGUGAAGGCGCCUGGCUCCUUCCUCGUCGAUCUCGAGGCCCGGCUCCGUGCCAAAGCGCGAGGGAGCCAGGAGGUUUUGAUGGGCUUUGGGCAGCAAGGAAGGCCGGCGCCAGCCGGACAGCUGGCGGUGCCGGGAGCGGCGGCCAAAUCCGAGCGGCGGAUGUCGGUGGCCGAUGGAGGGCUCCAAGUCGGCGGGCUGCCAGACGUCCCGGAGCACCAUGGCCAAGGCCCAGGCCCAGGCGUCGUGUCUCCGCUUCAUGCAGACGACACACUCGAGAUCAUGGCGGACCAGAUGCAGCUAGACGAGAUGGACAACGAGAUCUUCGAGCCGUUGAACCAGUUCGACGAUGACCUGAAGGACCUAAUGAUCGAUUGCAUCACGGAGAAGGUCCGCCGGAUCCUCUCCUUGGACCCAUCCAAGUACAAGAACGGCCGGCUGCCCUUCGGCUUGAAGCCUCACAAGGGCAUCGCCUUCGCCGACGACGAGACGGAUCUGGAGGCGGAGUUGGAGCGGAUGCGGGAGCUCUAUGAGCGGCUCAAGGAGGAGAACGAGCAGCUGCUGCGCCAACUCGAGGCGGCACGGGCAGCGGCCGAGCGCUGGAAGCAGAAGUAUCUGGAGCUCCAGAACAAGCCUGCAGAGGUUCAGGAGGAGAAGGUGGUGGUGUCGAGACCGGCAUCCGUGAAGACGACUCCAGAGACGCCAAAAGAGAGAGAAGCAACACCGCCUCCAGUAAUCAAGGGGCUCUCCGACGAGGAGGUCAAGAGGUUGCUAGAGGAGCAGGAGAAGGCCUACAAAGCCAAGAUCGCUGCGCUGGAGAAGCGGAUCAAGCAGCUGGAAGACGAGCUGGCGAAGCUCAAGGCAGAGAAGGACAAAGCGGAUGCGAAAGCCAAAGAAGCAGCCGAGACUGCCCAGAAGGAACGGGAGCGCCGAGAGACACUGCAGAAGGAGCAGGAGCAGGCUUCGCCGGAGCCACCGGCUGGGUCGGAUGAUACUAGUAGAACAACAGAGUGUCGCCGUGAAGCUGCUCGAAAUCGAGGCAGAGGUCUAGCGAUGCUCUUUCUGCCGCCUGAGCUCACUGCCUAUGAUGCUGGCUGUGCACCUAUGAAGCGGCCUGCCGCCUUGGACCUCUUCCUCGUCGCUGUCGUCUCUUUCGGCGUGUCUGCGCUGUGCGCAGCCGCGACCGACCUGAUCCCGUGGAAGUUGCGGGAGCUGCCGAUGGCUAUGAGGUGGAGGGCUCGUGCCACAGUGGCCUCACUGCACCAGCCGGUGGCCGUGCUCUUCCUGCUGCCACCGAGCGAGGCGUUGGAGAUCUUUCUCUUCACUGGUGGCAACCAGUGGACCAUCAGUGCACCACGCAACUUGUGGCUCACACUGUUCUACCUCCUCGGAGCCUGGUUCUUCGAGCUCUUGAUUCUGCUGCACCCGAGCACGGGGGCCAUGAAGUCCUAUGGCCGGCGUGGUUGGUCUGUGCAGGCGGCCCAUCAUUUGGGCUUCCCUGCCUUUGCGUUGCACAACAUCAUCAGUGGCUGUGCCGUCCCAGGUACGGCCGUGGCCUGCUACACCGAGCUGACCGUCUUCUUUACCAGCUCCUUUUGGAUCGCCAAGAUGGUCGGUGCUGGUGACAUCGUCCUCGUGCCCAUCAAAGUGGGCAUGGUCAUCUUCACCUUCGUCCUCCGUGGCGGCUGUGUGCUGCUGCUGGAUUUGCGGGCCAUCCUCAACGAUCAGUCCGAGCUGCCGGUGGCCAGCUGGCUGACCCAGUGCCUGGCGCUGGUGGGCAUGAACGUCCUGAAUCUACUCAUCCUCCGCUUGGUCUCUGGUGCAGUGAUGCGCGGAUCCAAGGUGGAUUCGGGCUGGACGUCGGUGAUGGAGCGUGCUCUGAAGCUGGCCAUGCAUCACCUGGGCCCCACUGUGUCUGAGCGGAUCCUGCUCGAGAUGCAGAGCGCACAUGAGGAUUCUUCCCAUCCUUCCAGCUUGGAACGACUUUUCCAGCUGUUUCGGCAGCCACCCUUCCUCGAGGAGAAGGCGGCUGUGUCUGCGCCUGUCCCCAAUGGCCCUGGCUCUGCGCCGGGAGGAGGUCAGGUCGAGGCCCAGCCAUCCUCGAGCAUCGACAGGGAGAAGCUGCGUGAGAUGAUGAUCAGACUGGCGGCUGAAGCUGCCGGCUUCCCCGUGGAGGCCGAGAAGCCUCUGCUGGAUUCCGGGAUGGACUCCAAGGCCGCUGUGCAGUUCUCCACGAAGCUCGCGAGGGAGCUCCCGGACCUGCGCCUGCCCAGCACUCUCGUCUUCGACUACCCCACGCUCUCAGCUGUGGCAGCUUACGCUGAAGAAGCGCAACGUCCGAGAGAGCGAAAGCACAGGGAGAUCACAAAGCAACCUGUGGCGUCGAGCGAUCCACUUUCCGUCAUUGGUGGGGCAUGUGCUUUUCCAGGCGACGCUUGCAGCCCCGGGAAGUUCGGUGCGCUGUUGGCAUCCGGCACUGACGGCAUAGUCGAGGUGCCCUUCACGCGCUGGGAGCUGUGCGAGUACUACGAUCCCAAUCCUGAUGCGCCGGGAAAGAUGUAUCCGUGCCAUGCGGCUUUCAUCGAGGGUGCCGAAGAUUUUGCUGCAUCCUAUUUCAACAUCUCCGCACCGGAGGCACGGGCCAUGGAUCCGCAGCAGCGCCUGGUGCUGGAGGUCUGCCACGACUCGCUCCUGGAUAGCACCUUCUCACGGGAGGCACUGCUCGGUACUUCGACUGCUGCCAUUGUUGGCGUGUCCAACAACGACUGGAUUCAAGUCCAGUCCGGCGACAUACGCAAGCUCAACCCUUACACGGCGACCGGCACCUCCGCAUCCGUUGCCGCUGCUCGUGUGGCUUUCUGCCUUGGCCUGAAGGGCCCAGCCUACGUGGUGGACACGGCCUGCUCCUCCGCGCUGGUGGCCGUGGACGCUGCGGCCAUGAACCUCCGGCGAGGGCGCUGCAGUGCGGCUGUCUCUGCAGCAGCAAAUGUGAUCGCCAGCCCGGCGACCUUCAUCAGCUUCAGCAAACCUCGGAUGUUGUCACCGCGAGGACGGUCACAUGCAUUUGAUGCCUCUGCUGAUGGCUACGGUCGCGGAGAGGGCGCAGGUGCGGUGGCGCUGUGUCCGCUCAAGGCGCACAGCGGCAGCGCUCGUGCAGCUCUACGAGGAACCGCGGUGAACCAGGAUGGCAGAAGCUCGACCAUGACGGCGCCCAACGGGCCCUCACAGACCAUGGUCGUGGCCACGGCAUUGGCGGAGGCGAUGCUGCAGCACCACCAGGUGCAUCACUUCGAAGCCCACGGCACGGGAACGCCCUUGGGCGACCCGAUCGAGGUGGGAGCCCUUCAGGCCGGCAGCCUCGAGGAGGGAAAAAGGCAGCAGCCCGUGCCCGUGGCCGCGGUGAAGACCAACGUCGGCCACCUCGAGGGAGCUGCUGCCUCUCCCGGGCUGCUGAAGACCGUGGCCCUCCUGAGCCGUCGGACCGCAUUGUCUCUGGUGCACCUGCACUCGCUGAAUCCGCACCUCACCUUGCUGGAGGACGUGCCGCAGGUCUUCCCCUCAGAGCACUUCCCCCUGCCUGCGCGGAAGCCGAGAGCUGGUGGCCUGUCCUCCUUCGGCUUUGGAGGCACAAACGCGCACGCCAUCCUGGGUGAAUCUGAGGUUGUGGUCGAUGUUGUGAUGACACGACCAGCAGAGUAUGUGAAGAGGUCCUUCCCCUGGAGGGACCCUGGCUACCGGCUCUUGCAUCGCCAGGACGGGGAUAACUUUGAAGUGACGAUGUCUUCGGAUGUCUACGACACCGUGUCGCAUCAUGUUGUCUUCGGGUCCAUCGUGACACCUGGCGUCGUCUAUGUGGAAAUGGCAUUAGAAGCUACCCGGAAGCUUUUUGGCCACAAGGCUCAACUCCGCGACGUGACGAUGGUCUUCCCAUUCGUGGUCCCGAAGCGCUUCGAAUCUGAUGAACCUGAGCCAAGCAUGAGGUUUGUGUUGAAGAACAACACGCGCUUUGAGAUUCAGAGCACGAACGGGAGUGGCAAGACGACGGUCCACGUCGAGGCCUCUUUGGACCACUCAGGCGGCGUGUUCAAAGACUCGGCCGUGGACUUGGCCUCGCUGCGCAGCCGCAUCACCGAGCCCGUGGAGACCAAGGUCGUCUACGAAGCCAUUCACUCCGUGGGCCUCUACCUCGGCCCAAUGUUCCAAGUGGCAAAAGAGCUCUGGAGAGAUACAGAGACCGGGUCAGAGGUCUUAGGACAUCUGCGGUUGGACCCGCAUGUCAAGAACGUGGGCUACAUCAUGCACCCUGCCUUGCUUGAUGGAACGAUCCAUAUCUUGGCAACUGCAUCUAUCGGCAAGAAUGUCAGUGGCUUGAAGAUCUUCGGGGGCGUGGGCAAGGUGUCCGUGGUGCGCCAGGAAAACUUCUCGAAGCUGUCCAGCUACUGGGUACACCUGCAAGUCACGGAGUCCUUGGAAGCCUCCCAGACCUUCAACGUCUCUGUGCUUGCAGAGGACGGCGGACUUCUGAUGUCGAUGGAGGAUGUGGUCUUCCGGGCGGUGAAGCCAGAGCAGAUUCAGAUGGCCAUUGCGGCACAAGGAGGGAAGGAAGAGCAGAAAAUCUACGAUGUGGAAUGGUCCGAAUGGUCAGAAUCAGGACAGGGCCCCUCAAGCGUGCAAGAGACCCGCAGCUCGCUUUUGGCAGUUGCAGAUACUCCGGAUCUGCAUGAUGCGCUCUGCAAUUUGAGAGCCGAGCCAGAGACCCUGUCCUUGGAGGCUCUGCAUCAGAGUGACCUAGCCGUUCUCUUGCCCAAGUUCUCGCGAAUCUUGCUUGCCUUUGCCAGCGCCCAGCGGAUCUCGGUGCUCGAGGCCCUCAUGGCAGUCUUGGCAGUGCUGCAGGCCUUGGCCAAGAGUAAAGGCAGUCUGCCGGAGCUCUGGAUCUCGACUUUCUGUUGCCAGUGGGCCAAAGCUGGCGAUUUUCAAGGCCAGCCACUGCCUCUACACUCAGCGAUCUGGGGCUUGGCCCGUGCAGCCAGGAACGAGCUCCCGAACUUGCGCCUCUUCUGCGCGGACGCCCCAGGCGCCUCUUCGCUGCCAUCGCUCCUGGGCGCCUUGGAAGCGCAGUUUGGAUCCGAGGGGGAGCCCGCGGAGCACGAGAGAGCCCUCAGAGGGCCGCAGCCGGUGGUCUACGUACCGCGCUUGCAAGAGGCAAGCCUCACCAGCAGCGCGUCCGACUGGGCAGGGCGUCAAGGACUUACCUUGAUCACAGGAGGCUUAGGAGCUCUUGGCCUCUGCUUUGCCCAGUGGCUGCUGGAAAAUAAGGGUGCGGUGGCACUCGUGUCCCGCACCGGUCGUGCGGCUGCCGACUGUCAAGUCGCCUUCCGACGCGUGGCUUCCAAAGUGACCGUGCACCGGGCGGACUUGGCUAAGGCAGACGACACGAAGAAACUCUUUCAGCAGCCGCUCUUCAAGGAUCUCCGCGGCAUCAUCCAUGCUGCAGGGCUCCUUGAGGACCACAUGAUCGUCGAUCUGACCCGAGAGCACUUCGAGCGACCCCUUGCUGCUAAGAUUGAUGGGACCUUGAAUCUCAACGAGGGGCUCUCUGAUCAGAAACUUGACCUGGAGUUCUUUGCUCUUUUCUCUUCCGUCGCGGCACUUCUGGGCACACCUGCCCAGGGCAACUAUUGCGCGGGGAAUGCUUUUUUGGAUUCCUUUGCCGCGCACUGCCGCGACAACGGCCGAAAAGCUGUAAGCAUCCAGUGGGGUCCCUGGGCGGAAGUGGGCAUGGCGGCGCGCGCCAGCACCUCCGAAUCCAGCAUCGCUCGUCUCAGUCCUGCGAAAGGGAUAGAGGCCAUGCACGCUGUCCUAGCGGCUCAAAGCAGCCUGCGGAACGGCGUCGUGGCCGUGGCCCGCUUUAAGUGGACCACACUCCUGGGCCAGCUGCCGCGCGUGCCGGCCUUCCUUAGUAAGUUCAGCGUAACGAGCAGCAAGGGCAGCAAAGGGAUGAGCAACUACACCGUAGAGGACGUGCGGUCCUUGGUGGUGGACUCACUGACGGAUGCCUUGGGCACGGAAGACUUUGACAUCAACACCCCGUUGAUGGAGCUGGGACUGGACUCCCUGGCUGGGGUUGAGUUCCGGAAUCGCUUGCAGGCCUCGGUUGAUGGCAUCAACCUGACACCGACGCUGAUGUUUGACUACCCAACAGUUCCAGACUUGGUGGAGUACAUCUGGUCCCAGGUGGGGCCAGCGGAGGAAGAGGAGCUCCACGCAGUGCAGGCCGGGGCCUCCCUCGGCAGCCAACUCACCGUGGCCGGGCACAGCGGCCGCUUUCCUGGCAGCCUCUCCAACCAUCCAGGUGACUUCUGGAGAACUCUUGCUUCUGGACUUGAUACCACUGCCGACUUGCCACCUGAACGCUGGGACAUGGAUGCGUUCUUCGACCCAGACCCGGACACACCGGGCAAGACCUACGUCAGGCUCGGGCACUUCAUUUUGGGCAUCGAUCAGUUCGACGGCGAAUUCUUUGGGCUAAGCGAGAUGGAGCAGCGUGGCAUGGACCCGCACCAGUGGCUGACCCUCGAGAUAACCUACGACAGCAUGUUUGCUGCAGGUUUGACGAAAGAGACGAUGAAUGGACUGGAGUGCGGCAUCUAUGUGGGCUGUGCAACGCUCGGUGGAAUCGCACCUGAUAUCCCUGCUUUUGGACCCUUCACGAACAUCGGCUAUGCUUACUCGGGGCUCUCCGGACGCGUGUCCCACACGCUGUCUCUCCGUGGGCCUUGCUUCACCGUCGACACGGCCUGCUCUGCAACGGUGGUGGCGCUGGACUGCGCCAGCCAAGCACUGCGACUGGGACGUUGCCGCUCUGCAGCGGCCAGCGGCGUGAACCUGCAGCUCUCGGCCGCCAUCUGGGUCGGCUUCGCCAAGAUGCGGGGCCUCGCUGCGGAUGGCAACUGCAAGACCUUCGACACCUCUGCCGAUGGCUUUGCGCGCGGAGAGGGCAUGGGCUCCGUCUACAUCAUGGCAGAUGCGAACGCAACUCCGGCCGCACUGCUGGGCGGCGUCGCCACGAACCAUGAUGGUCGUGCAGCCACCAUCACGGCUCCCAACGGCACAGCCCAGCAGCGCGUGAUCCGGGCGGCCUUGUCAGAGCGAGGCACGCGGCCGGAGGCUCUCGCCUGCCUGGAAUGUCACGGCACGGGCACUGCACUGGGGGAUCCCAUCGAGGUUGGAGCUCAGAAGGCUGUCUACGGCAAAGGCCGUGAGGCUCCAAUGAUACUGGCGGCGGGAAAGACGAACCUAGGACACCUGGAAGGAGCCGCGGGCGUGGCUGGUCUCAGCAAGGCUGUCCUGCUGCUGCAGAAGGCCCAGGUGACGCCCCUCUUGUGGCUCAAGCAGCUGAACCACAACGUGGAGCUCUCCAGCUUUGGCUUCGCUCCGACGGAGCUCCUUGAUGCGACGAGGGCGGAGUGCCGGGCGGCCGUGUCGUCGUUCGGCUUUUCCGGCACGAACGGCCAUGCCAUCUUGGAGGUCUCUCGCAGCGAGGCCCCGGCAGACCGCCCGCGGCGCCCGGCGGCCUGCUACUCUCGCCGACACCUGCAGCCCUACCGGCAAUGGCUCAAGGACAUCUGUUACGAAGAAGUUUGGAUCAGCGUCGAAGCGAAAGGCGAACUCCAGCCGCAGCCUUUGCAGCCCUUCGUCCUGGUGGGCAGCGGCGCUGUCUGCGGCGCGAUGGCCGCCAGCAGCGCCUGUGCCGCCAACCUCGAGCCAGGAGGUCGGGAGAAAAUCGCAGAGGCCUUGGCCCAGACUGGAGCCAAAACGGCCGUUUUCGUCGGCAGCUCCGGCGAAGCGCCCGAUGAGCCUUUGGCUCAUCUGCUCAGAUUCCUCCAGGCGCUUCAGCUCGCCGCCGUGGACACAGCCGUCGUCGUGACCGUGUCCCAGGGAGCUUCGAUGGACUCUGGUGCCGCUCUCUGGGGUUUGGCUCGCUCUGCACGGCUGGAGAUGCGGCCAGAGAUCCGGCUCUUAGAGUGCCUUGAGAAAGCUGCCAGCGCGGUCUUGCCCGCGGUGCAACGUCUUCUCUCCGGGCCGGAGAUGGAAAUCUCCCUGAGAGAUGCAACGGAGGCCCUCCAGGCCCUCCAGGCCCCACGGCUCCAGCGCUGCGCGGCAGCGGCCUCCAGCGUGCAAAGUCGGGACAUCUUGCGGGGCCAGAUCGGUGCUUCGCUGGUCACCGGUGGCCUGGGAGGCUUGGGCCUUCUCGCAGCGCAGCAGUUGGCAGAUCUGGGGGCGAGCACGCUGGUUCUGGCCUCGCGGAGUGGUCGCGCGGCGAACUCGGCAGCGCUGGCACGGUUGGAGUUGGCCAAGGCAGUCGUGGAGGUUCGGAAAUGCGAUGUUAGCCGUGCUGAAGAUGUCGCAGCACUGACACAAUCGUUGCAGCAUCUCGACAAGCUCCACGCCAUCGUGCAUGCAGCAGGGGUGCUGGACCGCUAUGCGCUGAAGGACCUCACUUCGUCCAGGCUGGAUGUGACCUUGGGCCCCAAAGCCAAGGGCGCCUGGCACUUGCAGACCUUGAGUGAGCGGCUCGUGAUGUUCUCCUCGGUCUCUUCCUUCCUGGGUCUUUCCAGUGGUGCCGCCUAUGCUGCGGCGAAUGCCUACUUGGAUGCCCUCGCCUCCUGGCGCAACACGCAGUCGCAGGGGACUGCCGUGAGCAUCCGCUUCGGCCCGGUGGCCGAUGUUGGCAUGGCCGCGGAGAGCGGCCAAGCCCCCGACGGCACUCAUCCCCUUCAACCACUGCCGCUGGCGCAGGUUACCAGCGGCCUGCGGCUCUUGCUGGCACCGCAGCCGCUGAGCUGGACGCCCCUGACGCUGACGCUGGCGAGGGCGGACUGGGCCGCGUACUUCCGGCAGUCCACUGGCCUCGCCCCGAUGCUCCAGGACUUCCAGCUUCAGGUGGCCUCAGAGACGGAGCCAGAUGCAGAGCGGCUGCGGCUGCGAGAGAUGUCGGCAUCGGAGCGGGAGAAGGCAGUGCUGGCUUCCCUACACGAGGCUGCCUCCUCGAUGCAUCUGGACAUCCAAGAGGACACCCCGCUGAUGGAGGCAGGCAUUGACUCCCUCUCUGCAGUGGAAUUCCGUGGGAAGAUCUCCACUGAGUUCCGGUCCGUUCGCCUGCCCAGCACGCUCAUGUUCGACCAUCCCACUCUCAAGGCCAUUUCGCAGCACAUUUCGGGACAGCUGGCAGAGGGCGCCAAGCCUGUUGCCUUGUCUCCUACCUCGCUGACGGUUGCUUCGCCUUCCACUACGACAGCAAUGGACCUGGAAGUCAGCGGGGCCGCAUGCACACUGCCUGCACCUGGAACUCCAUACGGUGGUGUAGCUUGCAGCCUCUGGUAUGGAACGGACUGCGUGACAGAGAUGCCGUACUCCCGCUGGGACGUGGAGGAUUACUAUGAUCCCGAGGCUCCAUCUGGCUUGGAGAUGUAUGUGCGCCACGCAGCCUUCGUCGAAGGGGUGGAUCUCUUUGGUGCGCAGUUCUUUGGGAUCAGCAAAGUGGAAGCAGAAGCGAUGGACCCGCAGCAACGCCAUCUGCUGGAAACCGCCUUUGGAGCCUUUGGUGACUCUGGUUGCUCCAAGGCUCGUCUGAUGGGCUUGAGAGCUGGCGUCUUCGUCGGUCAGGACAAGAGCGACUGGAAUCGAAUGUUGUCAGCAGCUCAUGCAGGUCCUUUCGCUGCCACCGGUGGCUCUGCUUCUAUCUCCUCCAAUCGUAUCUCCUACAGCCUAGGCUUGAAGGGGCCGAGCGCCACCGUCGACACUGCAUGCUCCUCAUCUCUGGUGGCUGCCGACACUGCCGCAGCAACAAUCAGAAGAGGUCGUUGCGAGGUGGCCGCGGUCUGUGGUGUCAACAUGCUGCUCCUACCGCAAACUUUCAUCGCCUGCUGCCAAGCGCGCAUGCUGUCUGCCGACGGUCGGUGCCACACCUUUGACUCGUCCGCCAGUGGCUAUGCACGUGGUGAGGGCUGCGGGGCACAAAUUCUGGGGCCGUCAUCGGCAGCCUCUGCAGAUUCACUGUCAGUGGCUGCUUUUGCCGGGAGUGCCCUGAAUCAAGACGGCCGCAGUGCCAAUCUCACAUCACCCAAUGGCCCAUCGCAGACGUCAGUCAUCGAGGUGGCACUCCUGGAAGCAGGCCUUAGGCCGGAAGAUGUGGGACAGGUGGAGACCCACGGCACGGGCACGGAGUUGGGUGACCCCAUCGAGACCGGGGCCUUGCGAGCUGCCUUGGGCUCUCGCAGUUUCCCUCUGCUUCUGGGCGCCGUGAAGUCCAACCUUGGCCACCUGGAGGGGGGCGCCGGCAUGGCGGGGCUCCUGAAGCUGGCCUCACAGCUUCAGCGUCCUGUUCCGGCCGUCGCUGCCAAUCUCCACCUUCGCGCGCUAAACCCACACAUUGCUGAGGACGCGCACGACUUUGCUGUGCUCUUUCCCAGCUGCUCCGUUGCGAGAAAGGUGGAAUCCUCCGCGGCCUCAGUCAGCUCUUUCGGCUUCGGGGGCACAAACGGGUGUGUGGUGCUGAGACUAGCGGAGAAGGCACGGGGAUGUCGACCGUUGGGCAUCGACUUGGGCCGUGAGCGCUUUGAGUGGCGGGAGCCCAGCCACCCGCUGAUCUGCAAGAAGGCAAAGCGAGAGGAUGGGGUGCACGUCCUGAGCUGUCCCAUUGAUGGCCACGUACUGGAACUCCUGUCACACCACAUCGUGCAUGGUGAGGUGGUGGUGCCCGGUGCAUGCUACUUGGAGAUGAUCCUUGCCGGCGUGAGGGCGCACCUCGGACAGCAGGAAGCCUGGUGCAUCGAGAGCCUGGGCUUUGCCAAGCCUCUGGUUCUCCGUCUCUCGCAGUCGGGGAAGCUGGAGGAGCCAGUGGAGCUGCGGCUCCUCAUUUGGGAGGACGGGCGCCUGGAGGUGGAGAGCGCGGUCGGGGAGGACCCCGAGGACCACAUCGUGUCCACCCACGUUGAGGCGAGCCUCAUCCGGCAAGCAGGCGGAUGGCAGCGUGCGGAGGAGGACAAGCACGACCUGGCACAGCUCAGGCGGAGCUGCCCGGAGGAGGUGGACGUGGACCUCAUGUACUCUUUUGGCGUGAAGAGUGGCCUCCCGCUCCAGCGGCGCUUCCGGUGCGUCCGACAGGUGCAAGUCCAGAAGAGCGAGCGGAAAGGCUUCGCGCGGCUGGAGAUGGAAAGGGACGGUACGGAGCUUGGCUUCCUGCUUGGGCCGUCGCUCAUUGAUAGCUCCUUCCAAGCUCUGAUGGCUCUGGCGGACCCUGCUGUGGGCAUCGGCUCCCUGAAGAUCCCACUGUCCAUCAAGAGGCUUCAGCCCAUGGGUCGGGGAUACUCCAUUGGAGUCUGGUCGCACUUCGAGCUUUUGGACUGGACGGAGCGCUCCACGGCCUUCAGGUGCUGGCUUCUGAAUGAUGCGGGGGAGACGCUCUUGUUCUUCGACUCCGUGCAUUUGCAGGAAGUCCGCGAUGAGCACCUUCAGAAGGUUCUGCAAGCCUCUGGGCGCCUCGGCGCAGAGCAGCAAGCCUUGUACAGCACGCUCUGGCGGCCGCUGCCCGAGCUCGCGGAGGCAUCGGAGGCAUCGGCCUCCCGAUCAAAAUGGCUUGUCCUUGGGCGACAGGAAGAUCUCAGGAAGUCGGCCAUGGAAGAGUUCCGCUGCAUCGCAGCGGAGGAGACUGGCAACUUCCAAGAUGAGGCGGCUUUGAAGGAGCUCUUCCGCAGCUUCGAAGCACAGGCGCUCAUCUUCGUGGGGGGCCUCGGCGAUGACUCGCAUCGAACAUCCGUGAAAUGCCACGGCACGGACGAUGUGGACGUGCUCGUCUUGGCGCUCCAUGUGCUCCGUGCCGCGCUGUUGGCUGGUCUGCCCCUGGUGUUUCUGACGAAAGAGACACAGCAGGUUUUGCGCCCCGAGGACCAGCCGGAGCCGAUUCAUGCAGGGCUCUGGGGCUUUGCACGCACUGCGCGGCUGGAGGAACCGGAGAGACUGCGCCUGGCUUGCGUGGAUCUGGACUCUUCCAAGCCUCUGGAAGCCGUAGAAGCCGCGCUCACACAGCUGUCCCAAUCAGACUCGCGUGAGGAGGAGCUGUCCUGGCACAACGGAGAGGUGCUUGGCCGGCGCUUGACGCGAAGUGAGCUAAAAGCCCAGACGCCCAUGCGCCUGAACAUGCCAGCGCGGGGAGCCUUGACUGGUCUGCGCGGUGUGCCGCAAAUGCGGCAGCCUCUGGUUCUGGGCUCCGUGCAGCUCCGUAUCCGAGCCGUAGGCCUCAACUUUCGGGACGUCCUCAAUGUCAUGGGAUUGUAUCCCGGCGAUCCCGGUCCGCCGGGAGCAGACAUGGCGGGCACCGUGCUGGACCUUGCAGAGCACACGGGAGAUCAUCUUAGGCUGGCGGAGGACGUCUUCGGCGAGGCACCGGGAUGCCUCAGCAGCUACUGCCUGGCGCCAGCGCCGCUCAUAGCGCCGAAACCUUCCAGCUGGUCCUUUGAAGAGGCCUGCACCAUGCCGGUCAUCUUCGUGACUGUGGAGGAAGCUUUGGGAGAUUUGGCACAGCUGAAGCGCGGUGAGAGGGUCUUGAUCCAUGCUGCAGCAGGGGGUGUGGGCCUGGUGGCGAUUCAGUACGCGCAGCACGUUGGGGCAGAGGUCUACGCGACGGCUGGUGCCGAGGAGAAGCACAUGUACCUUCGCAGCCUCGGGGUGAAGCACAUCACAAGCAGCCGCAACGGAGCGCGCUUCGAGGAAGAGAUGCGAUCCUUCCUAGAGAAGGACGGGCUGGAAGGAGUCGACGUGGUGCUCAACAGCCUCAGCCACGAUGACUACAUCCCACGGUCUUUGGCGUUUCUGCGCAGCGGCGGCCGCUUUCUCGAGAUCGGCAAGAGAGGCAUCUGGUCCCACCAGCAGAUGCGGGAGAGCCGCCCGGACGUGAUGUACGAAAAGAUUGCCGCGGACACGAUGAUGGAACGAGAGCCCUGGAGGUACAAUGCCUACCUGAAGCGCCUGAAAGACCGCGUAGAUUCUGGGGCGCUGAAGCCCAUCCACAUGCACAUCUUCGAGGGUCUGGAGGAAGGUGUGCGUGCACUCCAGUUUCUCCAGCGAGCACAGAACAUCGGAAAAGUGGUCAUCUCCCAGCCGAGUAAGCUUAGCAAGCUCCCAGCCGGAACCCAUGUCCUCUCGGGCGGUACGGGUGCCUUGGGAGUGGUGACAGCCCAGUUCCUUGCGGAGGAGGGGGCCAAGUCUCUUUGUCUCCUUUCACGGGCUGGGCGUCCGCCAGAUGAGGUGCAGGCUCGGUGGAACUGGCUGCAGGCGAGCACGCUUCAGCUCCAAGUUCUUCGCUGCGACGUCUCCGAGGAGGCUUCCGUGCGCUCAGCCGAAGUCUGCCAAGGUCGUCGUGUCGUUUCCCUCUUUCACUUGGCUGGAGCGCUGGCCGAUGCCAUGCUGCCUGCACUCGACCGCGAACUCUUCCAGAAGUCCUACGGUGCCAAAGUCCACGGUCUGCGCCACCUUCUGCGCUUUUUCCCUGGGGACGUUCCUCUGACCGUGCUCUUCUCUUCGACGAGUUCGCUCUUUGGCGCUCCAGGUCAAGGCAACUAUGCCGCGGCCAACAGCACGCUCGAUGCCUUUGCCGCCUUUGCAGACCGAGACGGCCAAGGCGCCGUGUCUGUGCAGUGGGGGCCUUGGGCCGAAGUGGGCAUGGCAGUGCAAAAGGGCACCGUGCAGAGGGCCAAGGCUAGUGGAAUUGGCUCGCUCAGCAACCCCCAAGGUAUGGCCAUUCUGGCUAGUGUCCUUUGCCAAAUUGGCGAGCCGCGUCACUGCCUGGUGGGCGCAGCUCAUGUCCGUUGGCCCAAGUUCCUGCGCAGCGUCUUCGCCGGAGGAGCGCCGCCAGCUUCCUUGCUGGACCUGGCCGCAGAGGCCGCCAAGAGCACCGAAAGCGCCGAUGCAGGAUCGGGCAUCUCCGCCGAGCUGGCGGCCCUUGGACCGGAGGAGAGGUUGCAGCGCUUGGAGGCUCUGGUGCAGCGCUUGGCCAGCGAUGUGGUGGGCGAAGAGAUGUCAGGAGACGUGGAGCUCCUGGAGUCCGGUAUGGACUCUUUGUCUGGCGUGGAGUUCCGAAAUAGGCUUCAGCAAGAGCUCGGUGGCAUCCGACUGCCAAACUCUGCCGUCUUCGACUUCCCCACGGCGAACAUGCUUGCAGGCUUCAUCGCUGGCCAGUUUUCGACGGGCCCGAUGUCCGACCAGGCAGCACCAGCCGCACCAGUCACUGGCGACUCAAAGAUCUUGCAGCUCUUGAACAACAGGACGGCGGGCCCGGGCCACCCUCCGCUUUUCCUGGUGCCUGGCGCUGGCCUGCAGGCCGCGGGCUUCCAAGCCUUGGCCAGCUUGCUGCCUGUGCCAACCUGGAGCGUCUCCUGGCCCCAGAGCCUGCCCAGGGAGAGGAGACGGCCAUGGCUGUUCUGCUGUGUCAGUCUUGCCCUCUGCGGCCUCCUUGGCAAGGCCCAAGGCUUCGUUGCCCAAGCGCUUGGCCCGAACCCGGGCUUUGCUAAGCUGGGCAGAAGAGAGACGGCCCUUAGAAUCUCGGCGGAAUCCGCAGAGGCGGCAGAGUCUGGUGCUGCUGGGGUCGCCUUGGCUGCGCCGGAGCGGUCCAGGUCGGUGCAGGUCUGGUCCGUGCUUGGCGUGGCUACCUACCUAUCCUACGGCAUCAAGAAGGUGGUGCCCAUCGUCCACCAGGGCCUCGCCAGCAUCACCACCCCCUGGCAGUGGCUCAUGCUCGUGGCCACGCUGGGUUUCUUUGCCUACGUGGAGGGCUACAGGGGCUUCCAGAAGGGUUUCUGCCCGCGGGUCGUCAGCCGCGCCUGGGCCGUAUCGGAGAAGUUCCCAGAGGUCUCAGCAAGGGACUUGCUGAAGCGGUACGGCGCAGCCUACCUGGUCUCCUCAGUGUCUUUGUCCAUAAUCUCUUACACACUCUUCUACGAGCUUGUGAAGCGGGGCCUUGAUGUUACUGGUGCUCUGGCGGCCAUCGGCAUCACCGUGGCAAACAGCAAGUACUACGGAGCAGCAGCCCUGGCUUAUGCGCUGCACAAAGCGGCAUCUCCCAUCCGUUUUCCACCGACACUCCUCUUGACGCAAUUUGCGGCUCGGAUGAUGGGGAAGGAUGUAUCUACAACGCAGAGAGCCACAGCCACUGUCUUUCACAAGCUCUUUGCCCCGGCAUUCUGCAUCGGCUAUUUCCACGGAACUCGAAAGCGGGUUAUCUCCAGCUGGUGUGUGACCACCGUCAUCUUCUUUGUCGUUUUCUUCGUGCGUAAGCUGGCCAACCCGUACCGUGCCAUCCUCGACGCCGGCGUCAUCGUGGGACUCCUCUGGGGGACGGUGUCCGUCCUCCUCUUGUUUGCCCGGUGGCCUUCGUCUCUGGAAGCCUUGGCAGAAUUGCUUCUGGCCGAGGUCCGGGCGGUGGUGGACGUGUCAGAGCCGUUGCUGCUGGCUGGACAUUCCUUCGGUGCCACAGUUUGCGUGGAGAUGGCCAGGCAGGCGGAGGCCUCGGCCCAAGCAGUUUCACUUGUGAUGCUGUUGGACCCGCGGACGCUGCUCCCCGUGGCAGCCGAUGCAGGUGGCCUUUUCGAAGAGUGUGGCAUGCUGGAAACCGUCGCGAUGCUUUCUCAAAGCGUUGCAGACGGUGCACGCUACGCAUCGGUAGUCGAGGAAUCCGCAAAUGCCGAAGAUCGCGAGGAAGCAGUGCGCCGGCUGCUAGGCCCACAAGUGGCACCGGUCUUGGAGCAUAUCCACGAGACGUUCCGCUGGUAUGCGGGGCUGCUCGCGAGUCGACCCGACGUGUCGGAGACGGUCCUGCGGGCCAGGAUGCUAUGGGUCAGGGCAGAAGCUCAAUCCACCGAGGCGGCCGACUCCACCUCGAAGGAGAUCGUCCAGCGCGUCCAGGCAGAGAUUUUCCAGGGAGAUGAAGCGGUGGCCACGCACCUGAAGUCAAUGGGUGCUGGUGGAGAAGCGGCCGCGAAGGCCCCGGUUCUGGCUCACGGAGAUCAUUUCGCCAUGCUCCACGAGCCUCACGUGGCCGCACUGGCGAUGCAGCUCUGCCAUGCGAUAGUGGAGGCCUUUGCAGGGCCGGGCAGGACCUGA
Symbiodinium necroappetens is the source of this 20163-nucleotide messenger RNA. NCBI's taxonomy places the organism in Eukaryota, Dinophyceae, Suessiales, Symbiodiniaceae. The record is from the annotation of a GenBank genome assembly.